GUGGAUGCCCGCGACGCGCGCAGCCGCAAGGUCACCGAUUGCCCUGCGUGGACCCUCUAUGGUGGGAGAGGACGGCGAGCAGAGCUACACAACUUAUCCGCAUAUGAAUUUGUCAGGCACUUCCACAUCAAGCAGGCCAAGUAUCCCUUCACCGUCUUCAAUCAAGACCAAGACCCGGAGAAGUACGAGGCGAUGCUCACGGACGAGGGCCGCGAGAAGGUCCAGAAGAAGAGGGCGACCUUGAUCGCAGGGAAGGACUAUGUGAUCCGGGAAGCAGGCGGAGAGGGCUGGUUUCCCUUGGGCCACGGCAAGCUGGCGAAGCCUUACCGCCACGAUUGGGUCAUCGGUACCCGGCAGCGGCCCAACAUCCCAGUGAUCUAUGGGGCGCAGAGCAGCAAGACCGAGGAGGAGCAGGCCAUGCGGAUCUUGGUGCUCUUCUUUCCAUGGGUCAACGACGUCGCCGACGCCACAAAGGAAGUGCCCUUCAUCAACGACCUAUGUCCUGGCCCUUCAGAAAGAAGCUGGAAAGAUGUCUUGAUCACUCAUGCAUCCCAGGUGGGUUUCGCAACAGAAGAAGUAAAGCGCUAUACCAUGAACUUCAUCUUCACCUACUGCCUGCCACGGCAAGUCCGGCUCGUGGACGGCUUGCAGGAGAAUUCCGACAAUGAAGACUUGGCCGACGGAGUGGUGGACAUGGCCCUGGACGAGGAGGACUUGCUGGAAGCGACGUUGACGCAUGUGCGUGGUAGUGGGCGCGGUGCAGAAGAGGCAGACUGCACACAAAGCGACGCAGAGGAUGAAGCAGAGGGACGCACCAAGCUCUUUGACAUGACCAUGCAAAUGUUCGGGCUCUCUGGCGCGAUCUGGCACGGAGACAGAGUGGGUGAUAUUUCAGAGGCUCAGGAGCGCGUGGCAGCAUUGCGACGAGAUACUGAAAUCGACCAUGACCUGGCUCUACAGUCUGCCAAAGCAUCAGCAACAGCAGGGGAGAAGGGCGAGGCAACUCGAAAGACUGGACUUCUUGGCGCGGCCAUGCCUGAGAUUGAGGUCAACACAAAGCAGUUCGACUUCUUGCAGUUGGUGGCAGACCGGCUCAUGGUUGAAUGCCGCUUAAAGGAUCCACAAGACUCCCUGCGGGAAGAUGGUGCCGAGCCGCUGCGAUACAUGUUACAUGGCCCGCCGGGCACUGGGAAGUCGCACGUGGCGAAGUUCGUGAAGCAGCUCUUUCGCCUGGUCGGCAUGCAGGAAAGCAUCGACUACCAGUUCGUGGCCUUCCAAGCAACCAACGCCGUUGACCUGGAGGGCGUAACCAUGCACUAUGCCUUCUGCCUGAACCCGUUCAACCGCACUGAAUGGAAUGCUAUGAGCCCAGACAAGGCCAAGCGAAUGGCAUACUGGCGCUGGGUCUUUAUCGACGAGAUCAGCCUGGUGCCCGCCGACCUCUUUGCCCGGGCAGAACACCGGCUACAAGAAGUCAAGCCGCAGACGGACGAAUGGAAGCAGGACAGGGAGAACAAGGGAAGUACAAGACCGUUUGCCGGCGUCAACGUGGUGCUCAUUGGUGAUUUCAAGCAGCUUCCUCCGCCACAGGGCGGCUACCUCGCAGAUGCGCCGCAUGCCUUGAAGGUCGGACCGCAUUGCACCAGCAAAGCGCCGGAUCCCCUAGCCGAUGCAGGCAAGAAGCUGAUGUGGGAAGAGGUCGAAGGCAUGAUCGAGUUGGAGGAGAGGCAGCGGUGCAAUGACGAGUGGUGGAACGAGGUCACAGAAGAAAUCCGCGCCGGCAAGCUCUCUGACAAGAACCAUCGCUAUCUGCUUGGUGAACCAGUGGAAGGUUGUCGGCUAUCGGCCGAAGAGCGCGCCUCGCGGCGCCGAGUGAUCACUGGCCCCGAUGACCCGCGCCUGCUCGAAGCGCGCUUCCAAGAAGCGCCCGUCAUUGUCGCGAACAACGAUGCCAAGUACCAGAUCAACAAGGACAGGGCCAAGAAGUUCGCGCGCGACACGGGCGAGAAGCUCAGGUGGGCCAUUGCCAAAGACGUUGCGUCAGCGGAGGCUCUGCAGAGCCAGAUGUGUGACAAGGACCGGAAGAUCAAGUGGUUGCAGUACCAUCCCGGAGACACCGGCAAUUUGAUGGGGACUCUGCCUUUGGUUCGUGGCAUGCGGGUAGCACUCACGGAGCACAUCGACAAAUCACCGGACAAGCUGCUGCUGCGUGGCCAAGUCGGCACGGUGCAUUCCUGGGUCUGGCUGGAGAAUGAGCCCCGCCCCAGCGUCGUCUACGUCAAGUUCGAGGGCGCAAUGUGGCAGCUCGAUGGCAUCGAGGAACCAGGUCUCUACCCGAUCAGGCCCAGGACGGGAGAAUGGUAUUUGGACAGGAGGCGCCAGGUGAAGAUGUUGAAGGUAAACCGGACGCAGCUGCCCUUGGCUCCGGCUUAUGCCAUGACAGCACACGCGAGUCAAGGGAAGACCUUGCGGGCCGUGCUCUUGGAUUUGAACAUCGACAAGAUCUUCGACUCAACCAUUGGCACGGUGGCUUCAACAAGGGUUCGGUCUCGUUAUGAUGUGUUGAUCUUGCGGCCGUUCCCAGCCUGGCUCUAUCAGCGGAACACGUCCGAUGGCCCUGACCUCCUACUUCGGCAACUCCGUGGACAUGCCAUCGACUGGGCAGCCUACAGGGAUGCAAAGCGGCCCUGCAGCACAUGCCAGACGUGUCGAGAGGUCCUCCCUAUGGACAUGUACCCCCACCAGCAAUGGGAGAAGGUCCGGGCCAACCAGCUCGGCAUAUGCACAGCUUGCAAGACUGGCGUGGAUCCCAAGCGCCGCCGCAAGUUGGAGGCCGAGAGCUUGCAGAAACACCAGUGCUUCGGCUGCGAGACCAUGAAGAUUGCAGAGGCCUUCCCACGAGCACAGCUGGAGAGCAAGGAGGCUGAGACAUCGAGAAGGUGCUUGAAAUGUUUGCAGGCGUCGCGAACAGAGAUGCAAUGUCGCAGAUGUUCCGAGACCAAGCCGCACACUGAAUUUGAGAUGUCCAUGGUCACCAUGCCCGUCAAAGGGAUCCUGUGCUUGCCUUGUCAGGCUCACAUCAAGCAGCAGACUAUCAGGCAGUGGGGCGGCUUCUUCAAGUGCAAGACGUGCAGCUCAAUCUUUCCAAAUUGUGCCGAAGGUGGAGCGCAGAGGUGUCUGAAUUGUUCUUCACGAGACAGCUGGCAGAAAGGUGAACACACAUGCCGGAACCAGCAUUGCAAGCGCAAGUGGAAGGAGGCGCAGCCGAAGGGCGGCAAGAGGCAGAGAUAUUGUCCGGACUGCAGACGGAAGUGA
This is a messenger RNA of Cladocopium goreaui, 3315 nucleotides long. NCBI's taxonomy places the organism in Eukaryota, Dinophyceae, Suessiales, Symbiodiniaceae. The record is from the annotation of a GenBank genome assembly.